CGCCGGCGGUCAGUCUGGGAACUGAUGGGAAAGAUCGAGGAGAGCCCAAAGAAGGCGCGAGCGAUCUUUGACAAGUCCGGACUGGCCGACAGUAUCCCAGUGCCACCCAGUGGAGGCCUAGCUGCGGGUGAACCUGGAACGGAGGAGUGGGUGCUCAAGCUGGUGUGGCUGCUUCGGACUGUGAACUUCACGGUGCCUUAUGCAGCCGUCGGUGAGUUCUUCGGCCAGCCCAAGGAGGACAGUGAGAAGGCUGUCACGGCAUUUGCCGAAACCUUCGACUGGGGAGCCGCAGACAUCGAGAAGGCACUUCGGAGCUUCCUGGAGGCAUUCCUCCUGCCCAAGGAAGCGCAGCAGAUCGAUAGAGUUCUGCGGAUCUUUGCGCACACCUACUACAGGAAGCACGUGGAGCACUGCCGCAGUUCUGGCAAAGAGGGAGCAGGCUAUUUGAAGCACCCGGAUGCGGCCUACACGUUUGCUUUCAGUGUGAUCCUGCUCAACUCUGACCAGCACAACCCCAAGCUGAAGAAGCGGAUGAGCCUGAAG
Symbiodinium pilosum is the source of this 543-nucleotide messenger RNA. The record is from the annotation of a GenBank genome assembly. NCBI's taxonomy places the organism in Eukaryota, Dinophyceae, Suessiales, Symbiodiniaceae.